This is a messenger RNA of Drosophila grimshawi, 3162 nucleotides long. RefSeq names its product serine/threonine-protein kinase Pink1, mitochondrial (gene Pink1). Gene Ontology annotation, biological process: positive regulation of mitochondrial fission; regulation of apoptotic process; protein phosphorylation. Gene Ontology annotation, molecular function: ATP binding; protein serine/threonine kinase activity. The record is from RefSeq and is a predicted model, not a curated record. The transcript is spliced from 5 exons. Bases 638 to 2761 code for a protein of 707 amino acids. Gene Ontology annotation, cellular component: mitochondrion. Lineage: Eukaryota; Metazoa; Arthropoda; Insecta; Diptera; Drosophilidae.
AGUGCAGCUCUGUGUGACAAACUGACAGCUGAUUGUGCUUUGUGAAUUUGCUCGUUUGUUUCUACUGUAAAAUAGACUCAAAAUCGAAUUCUGGUGCUAAGUACAUUUAAUAUUUGGCUCUUUCGUACAUUCGAAUUAAAAAUUACCAAUUCGCAAGCGGUUUUUUAUUUAUGGCAAUGUGAUUAUCUAAUUUCCUACCGCAAAGCCAACCGGAACGAUUCUACCAAUAAUAAUAUCGAUGUUUAACACAAACUGGUAACAGCGAAUCGUCCAUAAAUAUCAAAACAAACACACACACCGACUUAUGCAGAGAAAAAAGCAGGCACGGAUGAACCACUAGUGGCAACUGGAAAAUCAAUCAACAAGAACUGUGACGGCGACCAAUUCUACCACGCAAAAACAAACACUUGCCCCCCAAGGCAGCAAUUAAUCGAUAUAUCGAUAAGCUGCGAUCUGCGAUAACUACUGGCGCUUCAACAGUGCGAGGAUAACGAAGGCGAAACGAUUCGUAGGUCAAAUACAAAUACAAGCAAAAAAAAACGAACAAAUAGUUCAAUAGUCCGAUGCGAAUCUUCUUGAUCUGGGCAUAAGAGCAACGAGAAACGCGAAACAAUAAGGCCGAUCUGCAAUUGGUAAAAUGUCUGUGAGACUGUUAACCGUGCGACUGGUUAAACAUGGUCGUUACGUUCUACGAAGCUAUUGGAAUCGUGAUAUACACACCAACAUUUUGGAACAAGGCCAGUUAAAGACACGAAGCAAGCGAGGCUUUCCCCUAACAUCUGUCAAUGUUCUGCGGAACUCAGCGGCAACCCCUCCGCAGACGGCGAAUGUGUUGCCACGCUUCUGUCCGACCCGUCCAGCGAAUGGUGGCAUCUUUCGCUUUGGGCAACAUGCCCGCAAGCUCUUCAUCGACAACAUCUUGAGUCGUGUGACGAACAGUUACUCGGAGGAACUGCGUCAUCGGGCGACACGCAAACUCUUUUAUGGCGAUUCGGCGCCGUUUUUUGCAUUAAUCGGCGUUAGUCUCGCGACCGGUUCGGGUGUGCUGAGCAAGGAGGAUGAACUGGAGGGCGUUUGCUGGGAGAUACGCGAGGCGGCCAGUCGCUUGCAGAACGCCUGGAAUCACGACGAGAUAUCCGAAACGUUGAAUAGCAAUUUCAAUAUUGACAAACUUGAGGUGGGUCCACCAAUUGCCAAGGGCUGUGCGGCCGUUGUUUAUGCGGCCAAUUUCAAGGAGACUCCCGCAUCGGAUACGAUACACGGCGGCAACGAAACGAACACAGCGACUGCCGCCAACACAAUGAGCAGCUCCACCAACUGGAAUCACGAGAUGAUGUCGCCCUUGCAGAAUAUGUCGCGAUUCGUACACAAUUUUGGCGGAUCCGUCGAUAAUAUUUACAAUUACAGCCAGCCAACGGCGGCCGCCGCCUUUGUGGAUGGCCUUACCACAACAGCAACAACAGCAACGGCAGCUGGAGAACAGCCACAGCAGCUGGCCGAGGAGGAACGGGCUCUGCCAUCUGGCUAUACUGUGGAGGAUCUGGGACUGCCUGCUACCCAUAACUCGUCCUCGAUUGAUCGCUAUCCGCUGGCGCUCAAAAUGAUGUUCAAUUACGAUAUACAAAGCAAUGCGCUGUCCAUAUUGCGGGCGAUGUACAAGGAGACGGUGCCGGCACGUCAGCGUCGCAUGAAUGCCAGUGCCGAGGAAUGGGAGCGUCUGUUGCAGCAUCAGACAAUGACGUUGCCACCGCAUCCAAAUGUUGUCUGCAUGUUUGGCUUCUUUUGCGAUGAGGUGGGCAACUUUACCGACGGCCAUCUGCUCUAUCCGAUUGCCCAACCGCAGAGGAUCAAUCCGCAGGGCUAUGGACGGAACAUGUCAUUGUAUUUGCUAAUGAAGCGUUACGAUCACAGUCUGCGCGGCCUGCUGGACACCACUGAGCUAAACACACGCACCCGAAUCCUCCUGCUCGCCCAGAUGCUGGAGGCUGUCACCCAUCUGAGUCGGCACGGUGUCGCUCAUCGUGACCUCAAAUCGGAUAAUGUGCUGAUCGAGCUACAGUCGAAUGAUCAGUCGCCGCUGCUGGUGCUAUCCGAUUUCGGUUGCUGUCUGGCGGACAAGGUGCACGGACUGCGUCUGCCCUAUGCCGCCAAUGAUAUCGAUAAGGGCGGCAAUGCGGCACUGAUGGCGCCAGAGAUCUUUAAUACACAGCCGGGGCCAUUUGCAGUGCUUAACUAUAGCAAGGCCGAUCUGUGGGCCUGCGGUGCAUUGGCCUACGAAAUCUUUGGUCUGCCCAAUCCCUUCUAUUCAGCCACGGGCGGAUUGGCUCGUGCACAGGGCGAGCUCACUUAUUCGCUGAGAAAUAGCGAUUACAGGCACGAGCAGUUGCCGCCACUGUGCGAUGCGUGUCCGCCGCUGCUGCAACAGCUCAUCCACAAUAUACUUAAUCCCAAUCCGUCGAAGCGUAUUAGCCCCGACAUUGCCGCCAAUGUGCUGCAGCUCUUCCUCUGGGCACCAUCGAAGUGGCUCAAGUCUGGUGGCAUGCCAAACAGUCCCGAGAUCCUGCAGUGGCUGCUCUCGCUGACCACCAAGAUCAUGUGCGAGGGUCGUCCAAAUGGACAUGGCAUCGCUCAGCAGAGCGGCGGCGGUGGUCGGCAUGCGUACGUUGAGUAUAUGCUCAUCUGCAGCUUCCUGGUACGUGCACGCCUGCGUCGCAUCCGAGGCGCUUUGAACUGGAUUCAGAACGUGGUCACCACCGCCUAAAGGAUGACGGAUGUCGGGAAGAGCUGGAGCUUUUGGGCUGUGGACGUGCGUUGCUGUUUACAUCUUGUUACACUCAGAAGUAAAAAAAAAAACAGAAAAAGAAAAAGGAAAAAACGAAACAAAAAAAACCGUGUGAUACCUAAAAUAUAUAUAGUAUAUAUGCUUACAUAUAUAUAUAUUUAUAUGUACAUAUUUUAUAAAAAUUACAAACUUUAGCCGCAUACACAAGAAACGCUUUUACUUUUUGCAUAUGCCAAUCACAAUUGUUGGCAACAGCAGCCGAGUCGUUAUAGCCAUGUCCCACUGUCUGCUUCUGUGCAACCCCCCCCCCCCCCCCCCACAUCUUUAAUCCCACAAUUUUGCACGCACUUGCAAACAAAUAAAUUUCAAGUUUAGCAAUA